This is a messenger RNA of Camelina sativa (false flax), 525 nucleotides long. Lineage: Eukaryota; Viridiplantae; Streptophyta; Magnoliopsida; Brassicales; Brassicaceae. The record is from RefSeq and is a predicted model, not a curated record.
AUGGCAAAUAGUGAAUGGAUCCUAACUUACCCCUCUGGAAGAAGUGAAUACUUACGCUUUGAAGGAUCUGAUCAUCGCCCCCUCGUUACAUCUUUUGAUCCAAGAAAGAAGAGGACUUAUGGCCUCUUCCGGUUUGAUAGGAGACUUAAGGAAAACCCUGAGGUUAAAAAACUUGUUUUCGAAGCAUGGCAUGCUCACCCAAACCUGAGUGUUGAUCUUCGACUCAGAUCCUGUAGAGACCACAUCGCAAGAUGGAGUAAGAACCAACAGUUGAACAGCCAAAAGGUUAUAACUACCUUGCGAGACCAGUUGGAGGAAGCAAUGAAUGAUGAUACGUCUCCCCAAGAAACCAUUGAUUCCCUAAACAAAGCAUUACUGACCGCAUAUCAACAAGAAGAAGCUUUCUGGAAGCAGAGAAGUCGCAAUCUUUGGUUGGCACUAGGAGACAAAAACACGGGUUUUUUCCAUGCUGCGACAAAAUCUCGUGAUGCUCUUAAUAAUAUCUCCGUUAUAGAGAACUCAUAA